Messenger RNA from Nannospalax galili (Upper Galilee mountains blind mole rat), 1669 nucleotides. It is a transcript of the gene Ticam2, whose product is annotated as toll like receptor adaptor molecule 2. The transcript has 2 exons. The record is from RefSeq and is a predicted model, not a curated record. Gene Ontology annotation, molecular function: protein kinase binding. Gene Ontology annotation, biological process: lipopolysaccharide-mediated signaling pathway; positive regulation of myeloid dendritic cell cytokine production; TRIF-dependent toll-like receptor signaling pathway. Bases 111 to 797 code for a protein of 228 amino acids. Lineage: Eukaryota; Metazoa; Chordata; Mammalia; Rodentia; Spalacidae.
GCUGGGUCGGAGAGGAAGACUAAGGAGCCCGGGCCCGGUGCACCCGCUUUCCAGGUUGAAAAGAAAUGCUGAGACUCAAAUAAAACUUCCUUCUGCCUUGGAAGUUUGCCAUGGGCAUUGGGAAGUCUAAAAUAGAUACCUGCCCUCUUUCUUGGCGUAAAAGACACAGUGUGGAUACGAGUCAAGACCAUCCCGAGUCAGAGUCCAAGAAAUCUGAGCAUGUGUCCUUGCGUGAUGUGGAGCAAAACAAUACAACAGAGCGGCCGACAGGCGAGCAGGAGGGAGCUGAAGCAGUAGGGGGCAUGCCUGAAGAGGAAACUGAGGAAGAAGCAUUCCUCAAAUUUGUGAUAUUGCAUGCAGAAGAUGACACAGAUGAAGCCCUCAGAGUCCAGGAUCUACUACAGAAUGAUUUUGGUAUCAAGCCUGGAAUAAUUUUCGCUGAGAUGCCAUGUGGCAGACAGCAUUUACAGAAUCUAGAUGAUGCUGUGAAUGGAUCUGCAUGGACAAUCUUAUUAUUGACUGAAAACUUCUUAAGAGACACCUGGUGUAAUUUCCAGUUCUACACAUCCCUGAUGAAUUCUGUGAACAGGCAACACAAAUACAACUCUGUUAUACCCAUGCGGCCCCUGAACAACCCUCUUCCCAGGGAAAGGACUCCCUUGGCUCUGCAAACCAUCAAUGCCUUAGAGGAAGAAAGUCGGGGCUUUUCUACGCAGGUAGAAAGAAUUUUUCAGGAUUCUGUGUAUGAGACACAACAAACUAUAUGGAAAGAGACACGAAAUACGAUGCGAAGAUAGUUUAUUGCCUGAGAUGUAACAGGCUAACUCCUGUUUUAUAAACCAAAUGAUUAAUCUACACUUGAGAAUGCAAUUUCUAAGAGACACUUAAAUGAAAGUGAGCCUGCUCUAAGGAAACCCAUGGAGCACAAGAAAGCAUACAUUUCUGCAGGGCUAGAAUUGUGACACUUUUUGAUGUUAAACCCAAGAUUUUUUUGAGUUUCAAAAACUUUCCUUUCAUAGUUUUCCAAGUUCAUGGAUAUUCUUAACUCCUGUUCAUUAUAUGAACCAGGAAUAAAAAUGUACAAUAGACAUUUUCAAAGUAUGAAGGCAAAAUAGGAUAACAAACUCCUCAAAGGACAUGAAGAAAAAAAAUGGCUCCAAGCAGUCAAGCACCUCCUCUCCUACAGGGCUCAUGAGUGUUACAACAGGACAGUCUCAUGCUUUACCCAGAAACAGGGAUUUCCAGAUUAGGAUAUGGAAUGUUGAUGCUCCUGAGUGUGAGAUCAGAAGUGGUUGUUAGACUGGUCAGGCUUCUGAAAAGAAUCCAGUCAAAUGUGCUUGCUUUCCUGCUUGAAUUUGGAGCUAGUUUCCACCUCUGAGUGGUAGUCCUUUUGAGAGCGUGGUAGGCAGAGAUGCUGCGCAGAUUUGUCCUGAUCGGAAGCUCUCACUGUUAGUGAUCAUCUAUAACCAGGGCACCAUUUGCAGAGCUGAAAAGUGUAUGAUUCACCAGCUGUUCGCCUUGAAAAUCAAUGACGUCUCAUAUUAGCCUUUAAAAUAUUCCCUUGCACACAACUCUCAACUCAGGGAAUGUUUCUCAUCUAGGGUGGUUGGGCUGUAUGUGCGAGUGCGUGUGCAUCUGUGUGUGUGUGUGUGUGUGUGUGUGUGUGUGU